UCGUCGCCUACAAUAAAUGGUCUGUCGGCUGCACGGAGAGCGUAAAGUUCAAGAAAGCUGCGAAAGUGUCGGGGGCCUCCAAGCGAGCAAGCAGGGAAGUCGAGAAAGAAAGCGGCAAUCGUUGGCUUCAUGCAGGCCACUCUUUCCAAGCAGCCAACCCGACCGCAGUUCAUCGUUUGACACCGACGAAGACAGCACGAAUGGAUACCAUGCGUCAAAACUACGGCGCCAUCUGCGGCGAGACUCCGACCGACCCUUCGACGGACUGGCUGGAACGUUUCCGGAGAGAGCGUCGGAAACGAAAGAACAUGAAGUAUUGCUACAAGGGCCUUCCAUCACUAGAAGCCGCGGGCUACCAGAGCAUCAAGGAACCCCUUCCAGGUGCAGAAGACGCAAUGGUCGAACCGAACAACGUGCACGGCAACCACAACCACGAACCGGUGCAAGGCGUAGAGGCAUUAUCGAGGACAAACAGCAGUGCCGUCGAAGACCUUCACAGAGACAAACUCCUGAGUGGUUUGUUCAGAGACGCGGACACCACGAUGAACGGCAGCGACGAGAUCUGUAACGGGUUAAUGACGGUGAAUCACCCAGAACUGCGAAGUGCUCCGCUCGUCCUGGUGUUUUCGUCUUUGUAUGCCAUAGUGCUACACGUGACCUUCAUGGCGACGUCCUGGUGGUUGGUGCACGAAUACUUUUUGUCUGGAUGCCAGUUCAAGGCGGCCACGACGCUCUUCUUGUCGUUGCUGUCCAGCCUGCCGUUGUUCAUCAACGGUAUAAUCCGUCUGCUGGGCAGGGAGAACUGGCCGACCUAUAUUCUGUCCCUGGUCCUGCACGUCCUUGCGGCAGGCAUCUUCAACAUGGUACCUCUUCUGCAGCUGAUCCUGCGCCUCGGGGACUCCAUCUGGCUGUACCGCAGCCGGGGCCGGCAGGACCAGGCAGCACUGCUCAAGCGGCACGACCGAUUCACCUUCGCCAACGUCAUGUUUGUGGUGACCCUGAGCUGCUUUCCACAGGCGGUCUUUCAGACUUCGGAGACCCUCAAGCUGCUCUUCGCCAACGGGGCCCUCCAAGGACCAAUCUAUCUGCAAGCGGUCAACACUCUAUCCGCGAUCCUGCUCACGGGCUUCGGCUGCAUCAAGUUCGAGGAACGACCCCAAAAGACCCCGUACGAAGCCGCCACGGCACGGCGGGCCGCCAAGGCCCUCGCAGAACACGGCGCCUGGCUCCUCGUCAUGAGCGCGCGAACACUCUCCCUGGCCAUCCUGCUCGCCAAGGCGCCCGAGCCGUCCCACGUCAUCGCCGUUUUCUUCGGAAUCACCGUCAUGAUGGAGUUCCUACGGGCCCGGAGGUCCGGCCAACUGAAGCCGCCGAUAAAACUCCGCUACUUUGUGGACACCUUGUCCCGGGCGGUCGUGGUCAUGUUCUUUAGGCUUCGAGACCGCAACAACCCUCCCGCGCUCAAGUUGUACGUCGUGUUCCUGAUCACGCAGUUCACGCAGAGUCUGUUCAGCAUACUCCUCCCAUUUUUCCAGGAGUACGGACUGAACAUCACAAGCGAGGAGUUUAAUGCGUACUACUUUCCAAGCUUUGCCACGUGCAUCUGGGUGCACUACGGCCUCCUGGUUCCUGGAGGCGCCGCUCUGAUCGUGUGGUUCAGGUUGGAGAAGUCGAUGGAGUGUUCUCCGUACGCGACCAUCUGAAGAUACCUUGUGAGCCUUGUUUGCUGUCGAUGUUACGUUUCGUCAUGCCACCAGCUUUUGGCGACGGAGUCGGCUAUGGACCCUUCAGCUGAAUUGCUUCCGAGUGCUCGCGCAUACUUGAUUAUUUUCUUUUUGUUGAAAUAUCACAUGUAAAUAAUGCAGUUGUUCAAUGAAUAAAAUUGCCAAAGCUUCGA
Molecule: messenger RNA, 1897 nt
Organism: Ixodes scapularis (black-legged tick)
Lineage: Eukaryota; Metazoa; Arthropoda; Arachnida; Ixodida; Ixodidae
Exons: 4
Coding region: 201-1703 (500 amino acids)
Source: RefSeq, a predicted model, not a curated record